Ceratotherium simum simum (southern white rhinoceros) is the source of this 480-nucleotide messenger RNA. It is a transcript of the gene HSBP1L1, whose product is annotated as heat shock factor binding protein 1 like 1. Gene Ontology annotation, cellular component: cytosol; nucleus. Gene Ontology annotation, molecular function: transcription corepressor activity. The record is from RefSeq and is a predicted model, not a curated record. Gene Ontology annotation, biological process: cellular heat acclimation. NCBI's taxonomy places the organism in Eukaryota, Metazoa, Chordata, Mammalia, Perissodactyla, Rhinocerotidae.
CCACCCGACGCCCUGGGGUACAUGGACGCGCGGGGACCGGAAGCCCCCAGCGGGGGCGCGCUGCGGGACGCGGCAGAAAAUCUAUUUCAGGAACUUCAAGAACAUAUUCAAGCUCUGAUUGCAACACUAAACCUCAGAAUGGAAGAAAUGGGAAAUCGCCUUGAGGACUUACAGAAGAAUGUAAAUGACUUAAUGGUGCAAGCCGGGAUUGAAAAUUCUAUUAAAGGACAAAUGGUAAGGACAUUAUUCGGAAACUAAAUAUGUUCGCCUUUUGCAUAUCUUUUGAUUGCUUUCAUCUAAAAAAUACAAUCCUAUACUGUUCACUAUGGGAAUUACUGUCUCUGUACUACAGGAAAAACCUUCAGGAAUAAGAAAACACAUUUAUAAAUGCUCUUUUCUAAAUAGAACUGAAUCACUGUUUUUCAUAAUUCCUUAAAAAGUGCACAUUUUAAAUGAAAAAUUCUAUUAUUUAAUAAUUGG